UUAGUAUUGAUAUUUCCAUGUUAAACAAGAAACUAUAAUAUCCACUAUUGAUAUUAGAUGAUCUAGAUUAACCCAUGAUGUAUGAUUAAGAAUCAGCUAAUUCAGAAUUAAACUGGUCUUGAGAUUUCUAAAUGAAAAAAUAGCUUAAUAAACCGUCCAUUUUGAAUACAAUUAAUUAAUACCAAUUUUUAGGGAAAUGAAAAUUCAUCCUGAGAGUUUAGGGACCCGAGUGACGACUCCGGACAAAUUUAGGAAUCUAAAAAUAUAUUUUGAGAGUUUACGGCGAAACGUUGUUGAUUCCUGUGGAAGAGCUGCUUUUGUUGGUCUCAGCCGACCGUGGACACGCCAUGCUUAAUUUGUCAAGGGGGAAGCUUUGGGCCGGCGCAGGAUGAACACUUGUGCAGGCCAAUCGCCGUUCAGCUGUCGUCGCACAAGCACCUGCACGUCGUCCACCCGUCUACAUGUCGCCUUCCGCUUCGGCCACCUCCCCUCGCCUUCCAGACUCCUCUCAUGGCCUCCGCCGCCCAGCUCAUCCAUCCCCGCCUCGCCCGCCUCCUCCAUAAAUCCGCUUCCGCCGCGCUUCGUCCAUCCAGGCAAGCAAGAGAACCAGCAGCACAGUUCGAUUCAGCAGACGACUCGAUCAAGCCAUCAACGGCAAGGAAUGGCGUACAUGCGCGUGACGCACCGCGACGAGGAGGGCAGGAAGGUGGCGGAGAACCUGCCGGUCCCGGAGAUGCGCCGCCCGGACACGGCCAGGCACCUAGAGCGCAAGCUGGAGGAGCAGGGCCUGCACCGCCUGGAGCGCCACCCGGCCAACGCGCCCCGCGGCGUCGGCAUCGGCGCCCCGCCGCCCAAGUCCGGGCGCGGCGGCAAGUACACCUGGGACGGCCCCGGCGGCCUCGUCGGAGACGAGCUCGACCCGGCGUCGCCCGCCAUCGACACCAACGACCCCAACUACGAGGAGGACGAGGACGGCGCGGCCAGGGAGGCGGUCAUCGGGGAGGUGGAGGUCGCCAAGGUGGCCGGGGAGAGGGGCGGCAUCGCGCCGCCCCUGCUCCACGAGCAGCAGCAGUAGCAGCAGGCCAGGAGCUAGCUUUGGUGUGGGUUUGCUCCUUGUUGAGCUUUGGAUGUGAUCAUAUGAACUGUGUUUUGGUGCACUAGUCUACCAACAAUAGAAUGUGAAUUACA
Panicum virgatum (switchgrass) is the source of this 1188-nucleotide messenger RNA. RefSeq lists its product as uncharacterized. NCBI's taxonomy places the organism in Eukaryota, Viridiplantae, Streptophyta, Magnoliopsida, Poales, Poaceae. The transcript has a single exon. The record is from RefSeq and is a predicted model, not a curated record. The coding region runs from base 389 to 1075 and encodes 228 amino acids.